This is a messenger RNA of Thecamonas trahens ATCC 50062, 2143 nucleotides long. RefSeq lists its product as uncharacterized. The coding region runs from base 17 to 2143 and encodes 708 amino acids. Lineage: Eukaryota; Apusomonadida; Apusomonadidae. Gene Ontology annotation, molecular function: protein binding. The record is from RefSeq and is a predicted model, not a curated record. The transcript has 3 exons.
GAUCCGUGCAGCAGAUAUGUUCAAGGAACUGGCAGGCAUGCUGGCGCUGUUCCAGCCGGAUGAUCCGUUUGCUUUUCUCAUCGAUGGCCUCCGCCAGUUUCAGAACCAGGCGGCUUCGGUAGGUGUAGACGGUGUGGUCUUCUCGGCUCAUCCGGCUUCAGCUACGGCUACGCCGCCCAUCUCGGCUGCCAUCUCCUCUCGCAUCGCAUCACCUUCGCCCGUCCCGCGCGUCUUUGCAGCAGAUUCUGUGCCGUCGGACGCACCGACUCCGGUCCGUGACUGGGAGCCGCGGCUAGAGGAGUACGACUUUGAAACCGGCAUCUCACUUGUCUACGUCGAUACCAACGCCAACCUCAUUGCCUCGUCUGAGACAUCAGCCCGUGCCGCCGCGCCCGAUCUCACCUUUGUCACCCAAGCCCACCGGGGCGCGGAUGGCUCGCUCACUGCAAGCUCAGACUAUGCCGGUGUAGGCCUUCCCACCGGCACCCGGACUGCCGUCGCCGUCGCCCAAGAGGCAGCCCGGCCCGACGACCAGCUCGUGACUCUCCUCGCCUACGACCCGCGGCUGCGCGCCAUCGACUCGGACGUAGACGCCCUCACCGCGGCUGGUCUUCUCAACCAGCCCGGUCCGUUUGACAUCCUUUCCUUUGCUGCCGGUACCCACAGGCCGGCAGACUUUGCCACCGCGCCGCUCGCAGGGCCGGCCAUUCUCACCAUCGUCCCGCGCGGGCACACCCUCCUCCCACCCGUCCUCGACGCCGCGGCCGCCUCACUUGCUGACGCCCUCCUUCGCCUCACCGGCCUCCCGGUUGCGGCUGCACUCCAUCUCGAGGACGUUCGCAUCUCGCUUGCUGUCCGCCCACAAGACACGCCCGGCAUUGCCUCUGCCACCCUGGCCUCGCUCCGCGCCCUCGAGCACAACUCCCGCCGGAGCCAGGCCGUCAAGCUCGAAGUCGAGGCUGAGCGCAAGGCUCGUGAAGCCCGCGCCCGCAAGCUGGAAGAGUUUGAGCGUGCAGACCGCCUCGCCAAGCUCCGCGAAGGCCAAAAGAUGGUCGCCCAGCGCGAGGCUCUUCACGCCGCCGCCCGCAAGCAGGAAGAGCUACAGGCGGUCAUUGAUGCCGAGCGCGCCGAGAAAGACGCCGAGCGCCAACGGCUCGAGCGUGAGAAGCACAAGCAUGAGCGCUGGAAGACGGUCCUCCUCAAGCAGAAGGAGUCGCUCGCUGCCGAGAAGGCGGCCAAGGAGAAGGCGCUCGAGAAAACCAUGGCCCAGCUCUCCGACGCCGAGCGCGUCCGCCGUGACACCCUCCGCCGCCGCGAACUCGAGCAGGCUCAGCUCAAGGCCCAGCUUGAGGCCCGCGAGACUGAGCUUGCCGCCCAGCGCGCCGCCGCGCUCGAGGCCCAGACCGCUCUGGUCAAGGCCGAGGCCGCCCUCGUUGCCGAGCGGCGCACCAAGUCCGAGCUCUCUGCAGAGGCCAAGAGCGAACACGAGCGCGCUGUCGCCGCCGAGGCUGCCGCCCGCAAGCGGGUCCACGACGUUCAAGCCGCUAUGAUGGAUGUCCAGGGCGAGCUCGACGCUGCUGACAUGGAGCGCCGCCAGCUGCGCGCCCAACUCGAGGAGGAGCGCAAGGCUGUCGAGCUCCGCGAUCAGGCCCGCGAGAAGCUGCUCUCGCUCACGUCGAUCUGCGGCGUGGGCGUGACAAACUCGGCUGGUCGCACCGACUGUGUCGCCGUCACCACACUCUCCGCCGACGGCCCCGCUCAACUCGCCGGCCUUCGCGUCGGCGACCUCAUCCUCCGCGUCGGCGAGAUCGAGACCAACGAGCGGCAACACUUUAUGCAUGUCCUUCAUGCCGCCUUUGUCGGCGAGACAGAGAUCUUCCACGUCGAGCGCAACGGCCGCAAGCUCCGUGUCCCUGUCCAGUUUGGAGCAAAGGGCUGCACCAUGGACGAGGUUCGUGCCCUUCGGCACCUUGCUGGCGCCGACUGGUGCAGGGCCCGCGAUGACGGCGUCGAGGGUAUCACCGACAUGGGCAAGCUCCUCCUUGCUGCCGAGCAAUCAUCGGGCGCCAAGUCUUCCGGCUCACCAUCCUCCAACCGUCCCGGCUUGUCACGCCGCCGCCCGACCGGCCGCAAGCGCAAGUGA